Molecule: messenger RNA, 952 nt
Organism: Lucilia cuprina (Australian sheep blowfly)
Lineage: Eukaryota; Metazoa; Arthropoda; Insecta; Diptera; Calliphoridae
Exons: 2
Coding region: 157-858 (233 amino acids)
Source: RefSeq, a predicted model, not a curated record
AGACGGUAAAGUUCGAGUGGCUGAUCUUAAAACUCAAAAUGGCAUCAUCACUCGACCGAUACACAAAUUAGUUUUACUCCCUAAUUGCACUGAUUAAUAAUUCAUUAUCACCUUUUCCAUAAUAACGUUGCUCAAUUAAAACUUCCAGGUCAAGAUAUGGAUUUCAAUACAGAUUUUUGUUGCCCACUUUGUAACAGACCUCACGCCAUCCGCCAAUGCUCUCGAUUCAUUGUGAUGCCCGUGGAGCUUAAGCUUCGAGUCGUGGCCCAGUAUUUACUAUGCUACAACUGCUUGGCCCAGUCGCAUAGUCGUGCAGAAUGUAAAAGUAUAGACCGGUGCCGUCGCUGUAUGCAGGACCACAAUACGUUGCUGCACCCUUUGCCAGAAGGUCGAAUUUGGUUUCCCAUGACAGCGACGGUACGCGUGGUUACCCGUAAUCCUAUAGACGUUUUUAUCAAAGCUCUCAUUGAUCCGACUGCAGCCAGGUCCUCCAUUUUGAAAAGUGAAGCCAAUGAGUUGGGAUUUCGAGUUUUUCAGGGACGCGUUACCAUCACAGUAUACCACAGUCGCGAGGAGAAACGGCGCAUAUCUGUUGAAUGCGUUGUAGAUAGCAAGUGCUAUGGCCUAAGCCCUAUUGUUAACUCAGAAAGACCAGAUAGAUAUCCACGACCAAUAGCUGUAGAUCGCGCCAACGCCGACGUUCAUUGGAAUAUCAGUAGCCCUUAUAUGCUGAUUCUAGGAGCUGAUGUCAUGAGUAAAGUCCUGAUUGGACCUGCAACUAGACGUCAAGGACAAUUAUAUGCACAGAACACAAUUUUCGGCGUAGCGUAUUUUGGUGAAGGUGUCAAAAGGACUUAAAGCAUAUAUUUUGCUAUAAUUUGUUGCCCUUAAAAGGCGUUUAAGUAUUACUUAUGUUUUUAUAUUUUGCUAUGAUAAACAUUUAUGUUAAUGU